Penicillium egyptiacum is the source of this 1197-nucleotide messenger RNA. Lineage: Eukaryota; Fungi; Ascomycota; Eurotiomycetes; Eurotiales; Aspergillaceae. The record is from the annotation of a GenBank genome assembly.
AUGGGUUUCCUAAAGCUCCUCUCUACGUCCCUUGCGACUCUGGCAGUCGUCAAUGCCGGUAAGCUCCUUACCGCCAGUGAUGCCGACGCGGUCGUUCCUAGCUCCUACAUUGUUGUCAUGAAUGAUGGCGUUAGCAACGCGGAGUUCAAGGACCACCGUGACUGGGCUACAACUGUUCAGGCUCGUAUCACGAGCCGCAAGAGUGGCGAGUCCGGACCACGGAAGCAUUUCGACAUCAAUGGCAUGAAAGGAUACAGCGCUAGCUUCGAUGACCGAACCGUCAAAAACAUUGCCAGUGACCCAGCGGUCAAGUACGUUGAACCAGACAUGUUUGUGAACGCGACCGAGAACGUGGUUCAGCCCAAUGCUCCUUCAUGGGGCCUCCCUCGCAUCUCUAGCAAGAAGCCCGGUGCUACCGACUAUGUGUAUGACUCUACUGCUGGUGAGGGCAUCGUGGUCUAUGGCGUCGACACCGGGAUUGACAUUGAGCAUCCCGACUUUGAGGGCCGCGCUGAGUGGGGCACCAACACUGCUGAUAAUGAUAACACUGACGGCAAUGGCCAUGGCACCCACACUGCGUCUACUGCGGUGGGCAGCAAGUUCGGUGUUGCAAAGAAGGCCUCUGUUGUUGCUGUCAAGGUCCUUGGUGCCGAUGGUUCUGGAACCAAUUCGCAAGUCAUCUCUGGCAUGGAGUGGGCCGUUAAAGAUGCAAAGUCCCGCGGCGUCACUGGAAAGUCUGUUAUGAACAUGUCUCUGGGUGGCGCCUUUUCUCGGGCUAUGAACGACGCCGCUGCCAAUGUCGUUAAGUCCGGCGUCUUUCUCUCUGUUGCUGCCGGCAAUGAAGCCAAGGAUGCGAGUAGCAGCUCCCCUGCUUCUGCUCCGAAUGUAUGCACUAUCGCCGCUUCUACCAGCUCAGACGGCAGUGCUUCCUUCACCAACUUCGGUUCCGUUGUCGACCUCUAUGCUCCUGGGAAGGACAUCACGGCCGCAUUCCCUGGUGGUGGCUCAAAGACCCUGUCUGGAACCUCCAUGGCUGCUCCACAUGUUGCUGGUGCUGCUGCCUACCUGAUGGCUCUUGAGGGUGUGGCCUCUGAUAAAGCUUGCGCCCGUAUUGUCGAGCUUGCUAUCUCGUCUAUCUCCAGCGCUCCGUCCGGCACGACUAGGAAGCUUCUGUAUAACGGUAUCAACGCCAACUAA